CCUGUUUGUCUUUCUGCUGUCUCUCGUCGUCGUUCAUUCUUCCCGUCCCUCGCCCCCCUCCCCCACCCCCUGCGUUUGCCCGGCCAUCUUGCCCCUCGCCCCCUCAAUUCACCGCCAGACGCAACACUGACAACAUUCACCGGCCGGUGCUGACGCUGAUCUCAACUCCCUCCCCGCCCAGAUGCUCUCUCUGACCAUGUAGCUGCCUGGCGCAGGCAACAUAUUGCAAGCCUCGUCUUACCUCCGCGCCUGAACCCCGUCUGGGUACUUCUCGCCAUGGAGAGGCUUCCCGAGGGGCUGCUGUCCACCGCGACGAAGGUAUCGACGGAGAUGGACGGGAUGGGGGCGGUCGACAUCGGUGACGUCGUGCAGCUUUGGAGAGGUGCGCAUGUCCGCGCCUUCCCGCGUAACAAGUCUCACCGUACAGCAGUCUACAGCACCAACCCUUCCGCGCACCAUGACGAUCUGGGAUACCGCCUCGAGAACCUAUUCUGGAGGAUUUGGAGUAGCCAUUGCCUACACCACACUCUCCAGGGGUCGACACUGGCCACCCUCUUCCUGCACAUUUCGGAGCCCAGCUCACUCUGUCUUGAAGACUUGAAUAAGGCGGAGAAGGAAGCGCGGGCGUCCAAAAAACACAACGAAGAGAAGCCCAUGGGAAAGUCCACCACUGGCAACGUCAAAGCACCACUUCAUCCAAUCCUCAAAAAGCCUCGUAACGGGGUCCCCAACGGCGAGCCGCACAAAACGACUCGUCUGCUUCUGACGGGCAUCGACGGUCAGAGCACCACCCGCAAACCAUCGUACCCCCUUACCCCGGUGCCACCGGCCGUGCCCACGAUGGGGGACACUGCCCCUCGGCAGACGCAGAAGAAAGCGUUUGUUGUGGCGAGCAAGGCCAAACAUAUCAAGCGUCGGCCGGUACUCCUGCGACGCAAGUCCUCGCAGCAGUCGUCCAGUACCAAUUCUACCCGUGCCCAAAGCCCGCAGCCGAAUCCACCAUCGCUGACUCUAGACCUUACUGAAAAAUACCCCACGACGGAAGAAUGUAGUGUGUCGCAGACUGUUGAUGAACUGGCUACCUUCCUUGAGGAUACCAAAGACGAGCCUUCCGAUACAGUUGCUCCUACUGAGAAAGAGAACCCUGGUCAUGCAGAGAUCCCCCAGGACACGGGAAAGCCCCAAGACGAGCAGGGGCCCUCAGAAGAAAAAGCGCACCAGGUUGAAGAGAAUCCCGUCCUGCCUGAGGACUUUGUAUCCGAUCUGGUGGAGCUCCUUGACAUUGACCGUCCACCGGAGGUGCAUGUCCCACCGCCACGACCGCGGUAUCGCGGGUUUUAUUUCAUCAAGCCCACGCUCCCUAAGCCGAACUUCUUCUCGUAUAAUGCGCUCCGUCGCUUGGAUCCACGAUUCCUAUAUACGGAGAACUAUGUACAGCCAUCAUCAAUGAAGCUAGUUGACAAGAACUUUCGGCAGCGGUUCUCCGAAAGAGUACGCCAGGAGCAGAUCAUGUUUUCUACCCUGGGGGCUCCUGAACCCGAAUCCGAACCAGCAGCAAGGCCCCCCGAGCCGAUCCGGGCAGAAUCCAGCAGCACCAUCAUCACCAAUGACACGCCAUCACCCUCUCAAUUUGGGGACUCCCAUGGGAAUGUAUCCACGGCGCCAAGCUCCGCCAUGCCGCUGCAGACACUCUCCCUCGGCAGUGGCUCGGACUUUUCCACCGACAGCCAGGGCACCCCGGAGGAGGAGGCGCCAGCUCUAGCGACCCCGAUUUCGGGCCCGCCUGGACCCAGUCAACUCAGCGUGAUGAUUGAGCGUAGCCGACACGAGGGGACGGAGGAGAACGCGCAGAUCCGCUAUCGCCCCGAGGAAAACCAGCAGGAGAUUGAUGAAAUCCUAUUCUAGUCAAACAGACACAGCCAGACAGCUGAAAUGAGAAAGCAAUAUGCAACAUAACAUGAC
Molecule: messenger RNA, 1962 nt
Organism: Aspergillus heteromorphus CBS 117.55
Lineage: Eukaryota; Fungi; Ascomycota; Eurotiomycetes; Eurotiales; Aspergillaceae
Product: GATA-like domain-containing protein
Exons: 3
Coding region: 277-1905 (542 amino acids)
Source: RefSeq, a predicted model, not a curated record